This is a messenger RNA of Pomacea canaliculata, 1053 nucleotides long. Its product is annotated as myosin heavy chain, embryonic smooth muscle isoform-like. Gene Ontology annotation, cellular component: myosin complex. NCBI's taxonomy places the organism in Eukaryota, Metazoa, Mollusca, Gastropoda, Architaenioglossa, Ampullariidae. The record is from RefSeq and is a predicted model, not a curated record.
AUGUCAGUAGAGGGAGGCGGGCGCAAAGAAAGUGUGUCUGGGCGUCAGCAGCAAGCCCGAGAACUAGAGGACUUAGAAGAUGAGCUCCAGGCAGCAGAAGAUGCAAAACUGCGUUUGGAAGUGAACAUGCAUGCUCUGAAGGCUCAGUAUGACCGUGAUGUUGCUGGUCUUGAGGAGCUGGAAGAGGAGUCUAAGAGAUCAUUGCUUAAACAGCUGCGAGAAAUGGAAGAAGAGCUUCAGGAUGAGCUCAAGCACGAUCGAGCCAUAGCAGUAAAUGCUCGUAAUAAGUUACAAGGAUAUUUGCGAGGCUUAGAGCAGGAAGUGGAGAUUGCCAACAAGGUGAAGGAAGAUGAUGUUAAGCAGUACCAGAAGCUGGCUGCUCAGAUGAAGGACUUCCAGCACGAAGUUGAAAAGGCACGCAUUGCACUGAAGGAAAUGGCUGCUGCUGUAAAAGAUAAUGAGAAGCGAGUGAAGAACUUGGAAGCAGAGCGUUCAGUGUCGCUGAAGCUUGAAAAUCAGAGGCUGGUCCUUGAGCGCCAGGACAAAGAAAUGCGUGACAAACUUCAGGAGCUGGAGGGGCAGAACUGAGCUCGUACUAAAGCUACCACAGCUGCCCUUGAGAGUAAGAUUGUCAAUCUGGAGGAACAGCUUGACCACGAAGCAAAAGAGCUUGCCGCACUGGUUCAUACCAAUCGCAAGAUAGAAGAAACGCAGCAAAAACUAACACUUCAGCCAAGGUUUCGCCAGGCAGAGCUUCGAAGCGGACUUCUUAACCCGGUCAUAUCCCAAGACUGGAUAAGUGGUUAGGUGGCCCACCCCGGGGCAAUUAGAGGGGGCGUGCUUAAUGGUUAUCUAUAGGUAGGCCAACGAAUGUUGUGCAUCUGUUUGUAUGGUAGCUAGGGUAUGUAUAUCGGCAGGCUGAGCAGCGGUGCUCCAUCACUCGUAUGGUCUAGAGCAGGGAUGCACAACCUACGGCCCGCGGGCCAUAUCCGGCCCGCGACGCGGUGCCAUCCGGCCCGCGAAACUUCUGCCCACAGUGCAGGAAAUCGGCAU